AUGACUUCAUCCGGAUCUUCAAAGGACCUCGUCAAAGGCCUCACGGCCUAUCUCCAGUCACCCAGUCUGCCGUUGCCCUCAGAAGUCAAUGCUAUCAUCACCAGCUACCUCGAUAAACAUGAGAAGUCUGAAGAGACCUCGGGAGACAAGCUGAACGAUGAACUGGCCACUAUCUGGGAAAAGAUAGUGCGGGAUCGUCCGGAGCGAUAUGCUGCUUUUCUUGUCAUUUUACGAGAGCUGCGUCCAGUCCUUCGAACACCCUCUCGCAUAUUCAAAUGGUGGGACAAGCUUCUGGAUCCGGUUCUCGAGCAUGUGGCCUCAGAAAGAGGACUGGCCCGAGAGGUACUCGAACAUACCCUUGAUUUGCUCUCGACGGACGAGCACGAUGACCCCGAGGCAUGGAGUUCGGGCCAGAUGCUCCCGCUGGUUAGUCGCCUGCUGGCUCGCUGGCUGGAGAUUGUUCAGUCUGAAUCCAGCUUUGGUCCAGCAGCCGAACUCAAAGAGAGGAUGAUCAAGGAUGCUCUGGUGGCUUUUGGCAAGCGAGACCCCAAGGGCUUCAUGACAGUCUUGAACGACUUCGUGCUCAGAAAAGAUGAUCGCAAUGCGACGCUGAGUCUCUUAAUACAUUUCGUCUCGUGCGGGCCACCACAUCUGCAUCAAAUUCUACAAACACCUCUCUUCCAGAGUAUCCUGCAAUCGCUACAGCGCGAUGAGUCUACCAACACUGUUACGAUUGCUCUUCUUUCGCUCAACAUGAUCAUGCCGUUUAUACCCAGCGCUCUUGUCCAAUAUCUCCCAACACUCUUCAACAUCUACGCAAGGCUUCUGUUCUGGGACAGAGACUCGCUGUUUACACAACAGCAUACCGAGAUGGGCGAGGGAAAAGACGGCCCAUGGGCCACGAUGCCGUGGGAGAAGGUUCUAAUGGACCCAGAUUUUGACGGAAGCACCAUACAUUACCUCAAGAACUAUUUCAGCCUGCUCUAUGGCUUGUACCCGAUCAACUUCCUAGACUACAUCAGGAAGCCUCAAAGGUAUCUCCGACAUGCCAACAAUCCUGAGGAUAUCGAUGUUCAGGCGAUGGAAAUCCGAGACAGGUCAGAGCGGUUCAGAAAGAUGCAUCUUUUGCAUCCCAACUUUUACAAUCUCACCAUCGAAUCAGAAAAGACGGAUUUGAGUCGCUGGAUCAGGAGCGAAGCCGACGAAGUCCUAGCUGACUGUACGGCGUUGCAAAUUGAGCCAGGUCCGUCGCCCGUCAAUAUCCAAACUGAUACAUCACUUCCAGGAGUGCCGGCCUCCGUGCUCAGCGAGGGCCAGGAACUAGACAGCCGGGAGUUUGCCCUCUUGAGUAGCCCGGUUGUCGACUCUUUAUCCCAGUCAAUGGCACUUCCGUCGCUGGUGCUUGAUCGACCUGGCUCGCAAUUAAGUCAUUCGUCACCUUCUGGAUACAAUACACCAGAACCUAGAAGUCGAGGCGGUGGUGAUAGCCCGACAUUGCCACCGCAACUUGCUCCGUCAGCAUCCCACAGUCGUCUUCAGGAUUUGAUACAUUCCAACAAGGUCAUCAAAUCAGGCCUCCACCAGUCUCUCAACAGCGACAGCGUGCCAUCUUUGAUACUGAGCCCGCAGAACAAGCGGGAGAAAAAACGUCUACUUCUGCUCAAUGACCUUCAGUAUGAGAGGUUCAUCAAGCAGCAGCACAUGAUGCACAUGGGAGAGCUGCGCCGGAAACAAGUCAGGGAGGCAGCGACAGAGGCCGAGACUCAGAACCUCGUAAUGGCUAAUCGUAGUUUGAAACAGCGUUUGGACGAGGCGAAGAGGAGCGAAGCCCAGAACAAAAAGGAGUUCGACAACCGUCGCAAUAUGUCCAAGAAGUGGGAAGACUCUCUGUCUAAUAAGCUCAAGGUUCUCCGCGAGGAACAGAAGAAGUGGGUUUUGGAGGAGGCCGAACUCAGACAGCAGCUGGAAAAGGCGCGGGGCGAAAUUGCAAGUCUGCGGCGGAUUGUGGACGAGGCGGAAAAGAAGAGGUUGGAGUCGGAGCAGAACCUAGAGGCCGUUGAUAUCAGCACAGCCAUGAUUGAGAAGCUCAAGGCGGAAAUUUCUCGUCUUUCCGCUACGGAGCACCUGUUCCACGGUAAAGAGGUCAAGAUGCAGCUAGCCGUGCAGGAAGCAGCCGCUGCUGAGGCCAAAGCUGAGCAGCUAUCCAAAGAACUUGCGGCGCGGGAAGAGCAGUUGGAGAAGCAAAGACGUCAUUAUCAGACCGAAAUCGAUGGCCUGAAGUCUGAACUGGGUAAAGCACUCCAAAUCAAGCAACAGACAUCGUCCAAAGAGAUUGUGGCGGCGUACGAAGGUGCUCUGGCAGCAGCACGAGCGAAGAACACUGAUCUCCAAAAACAGUAUGGGGCACUCACGAGAAAAUACACAGUACUUAAGGCGUCACUGCUGGACAUGCAGUGCGAGCAGACGGAACGGAGCGGGAGACCAAUCGCGACGCCGACGUCGGCGGUGGCUGAUGGUAGGCUCGACCAAGGUUCCGGGAGUCCUGCCAUGGGUCGUCUUCGGUCUCCUCGUGUAAUCGCAGAUUCAGAUGGAUUUGAAGGGUCGCAUAACGCCACGCCACCGUUAGAGCCGCUUUCGAGUUCCCUUGGUUCAGUACUUCCCCCUAAUCGCCCAUCGACGCCACCCGGACGACACGAGACGUCAAGAUCAGGCAAGACGAGCCCGCAAAUAGAGCGGUACUUCGGGAGAGGCGGCGUCCAAAAUACGAAGAAGGACAAAAAGGAGAAGAAGGAAGAGAAGCCGGAAAAGGAGAAGAAGAUGGGCACUAUUAGAGGUAUCCGCGGCUUUGUGUAA
Messenger RNA from Podospora anserina S mat+, 2853 nucleotides. RefSeq lists its product as uncharacterized. Gene Ontology annotation, biological process: negative regulation of TOR signaling; regulation of cell cycle. The transcript is spliced from 4 exons. The record is from RefSeq and is a predicted model, not a curated record. NCBI's taxonomy places the organism in Eukaryota, Fungi, Ascomycota, Sordariomycetes, Sordariales, Podosporaceae. Gene Ontology annotation, cellular component: TSC1-TSC2 complex. Bases 1 to 2853 code for a protein of 950 amino acids.